CGAGAGCCCUGGCAUGCAGUCACGAGUUGCGCGCCGCGCAAAGAGAUCCUUGCGAAAAGCGUAAGUCCGUGACGUUGAAGUUGGCCGAUGAGGCUUGCUGAGACUUGACAAUCACCGGCAAACAAUCAAUAUCGACGAAUAGCAGCGUAGCUCUGGAGCAGCUGUACAAAACACUCGACCUCGUCACUCUCCCACGCACAGCCACUGUCCUGGAAGCUUGCGAAAGAGCGGUGUGCAGGUGAGACGAAUCAACCGCCUCAACCUUCUCUCACGCUCUUCCUGUCACGAGCCCCACUGCCGCUGCCACUGCCGCCAUCAAUCAUAGCCUUGCUCUUCUCAGCGUCUUGUCUCCGAUUGGCAGCUCUGGCUCAAGAUGAGUGCUUCUGCGGGGACGUCAGCCUCUGCAGCUCUGGUGCGCAUGUCUGGCGUACGAACAGCCCGCUCCUCCUCUGCUGCCAGACCUUCCUCUUCGUAUCGUCUUUGCGCCUUCAGCACGUCAUCAAAAUCCAGCAACGUGUCUCCCAACUCGCCAGAGAAUACCGCCAGCGCUGCAGAAGAGGCCUCCCUUCGAACGUCAAGCGUCAAUACCACCGCUUCUGGUCCCGAUGAAUCGAAGGUGCAAUCCAGCCUACCGAAAGGCAAGGGAAAGAUUUCUGCCGCCCUGCUCCUCGCAAGAUCUCCAGUAAUCCUUCGCCAGCCAUCGCCGCUCGAGUCCGCCUACUUUCAAUACAAUCAAAAGCUCUCCGCAGCACUCGAACAACCUUUUGUAAAGGACUUUUACUUCAAAAAAGGAUCUGCUGCAGAACAAAAGUUCGAGGCUGACCAAGCAGAACGCAGGCAAAUACUCUCAGGCCAAAAGACGUCAUCGCGCGCUGAUUUGGAAAACGACACUGCACCGGUACAAGUUGGUGGAACAGAGGCCGAAGCGGAGCUGUACACCACCCAGCCCAGGCGGACGAAAGCGGAUGUCGAGGGUGUCACAGCUACCCUGGACAGAAGGUUGGAGCGCACGCUGUAUCUCGUCCUCAAGGAGGGAUCUAGCUGGAGGCUACCCUCAAAGCUGCUGGAUGAUGGCGAGAGUCUUCAUGCGGCUGCUCCCAAGCCUGUGCACGCAGCUUUAGGCAAAAAUCUGGACAUGUGGCUUGCUUCCCACUUGCCCGUCGCGGUGUUGCCCAGCGACACUCCCGCGACCAUCGACGACGAUGCUACGUACAUUCUGCGAGCUCAGCUGAUCGCGGGUGCCGCCUCGCCAAAGACGAAUACUUCAGGUUACGCCUGGCUGACACGCGAGGAGAUGCAGAAUGCCCUGUCGCCAAGCCAAGGCGCAAACAAAGAUGAUGUGUCACACUGGCAAGGAAUCCAGGAUCUGCUCAACGAGUAAUGUCCCAUGCAUAAUUUGUCAAAUCCGCGCACUUUCGAAUGUCGGAUUUGUCAGAGACGUGCUUUGCGUGCACGCUGAAGCAGCGGUGUGACAAAAGCCGUGAGGAAUACAAUGAAAUGAAAUU
This is a messenger RNA of Ceraceosorus guamensis, 1505 nucleotides long. RefSeq lists its product as hypothetical. Bases 374 to 1381 code for a protein of 335 amino acids. Gene Ontology annotation, cellular component: mitochondrial large ribosomal subunit. The record is from RefSeq and is a predicted model, not a curated record. NCBI's taxonomy places the organism in Eukaryota, Fungi, Basidiomycota, Exobasidiomycetes, Ceraceosorales, Ceraceosoraceae. Gene Ontology annotation, molecular function: structural constituent of ribosome. The transcript has 3 exons.